UUCUGGGCCUUUAAGAGGAGAUUUUCUCCAAACGUCUGUUAGUUUCAUGAGAGGAGGCCACAGAAACACUGAGUUUAUUUAUUGUAAUAAUAUUUAUCUUUAGUAACAUGGCCAACUGUGGAAGCCUGUUGAAAAGCGCGCUGGUCGCCUCCAUCUUGUUAUUGGUUUCUGGACAAACAAGAGUGUCUCAGGCAGCUGGUGUCCAGGAGUCACCGAGCGAGAGGCAGGAGACAUCCUGGACAGGUGAGAAACUGGCUUCUUGCUGUAAGAGAGUCAGCACUAAACAGAUCACAGAACCCAUCCUGGGAUAUUUGGUCCAAAAACCCAACCUUCCAUGUGUCAGAGCCGUCAUCUUUCAGACAGAAUCUGGUCUUUACUGUAAUCAGAUUAACCCAUGGGCGCUACGCAAGAUUCAGGAGUUCAGAAAGACAAAGGCUCAAGCAUCCGCUCCUCCUUCAUCAGUCUCCCUCCUCUCCAUCAUAACUACCACCACCUCCUCUCCUUCCUCCACCCUGCUUCCAUCCUCAUCUCCUCCUCCUUCCUCCACCCUGCUUCCAUCCUCAUCUCCUCCUCCUUCCUCCACCCUGCUUCCAUCCUCAUCUCCUCCUCCUUCCUCCACCCUGCUUCCAUCCUCAUCUCCUCCUCCUUCCUCCACCCUGCUUCCAUCCUCAUCACCUUCCUCCUCCACUCCACCAGUGCCAGCGGACGAGACGUUUUCAGAAAGUGAUUAUGAGUAGACUCACAGCUCCUCCUCCUCGAGCAGCAAUAUGAAAAAAGUUUCAAUUGUUUGGGAGAAACCUGUAGGAACAUAAUUAUGUUAAAUUAUUAAGUGAAAUAAUUAGUUUCUUUAAAUGGUUUUAAGUUAUUUAAUUUAUUUCUUCAUGCACUAGAAUAUUGGGGUUUUGUUGUAUUUAUGAAAGUGAUCAGAGAAAGAGGUUUUUAAUGUUAGAUUAUAUUAUUUUGCUGUUAAAGUUCUGCAAAUAUGAUAACUUUAUUUAAUAAUAAACAUGUCUUUGUUCUUGCA
Molecule: messenger RNA, 1024 nt
Organism: Nothobranchius furzeri (turquoise killifish)
Lineage: Eukaryota; Metazoa; Chordata; Actinopteri; Cyprinodontiformes; Nothobranchiidae
Biological process (GO): immune response
Cellular component (GO): extracellular region
Molecular function (GO): chemokine activity
Source: RefSeq, a predicted model, not a curated record